Alternaria ethzedia is the source of this 1533-nucleotide messenger RNA. RefSeq lists its product as uncharacterized. Lineage: Eukaryota; Fungi; Ascomycota; Dothideomycetes; Pleosporales; Pleosporaceae. The transcript has 7 exons. Bases 1 to 1533 code for a protein of 510 amino acids. Gene Ontology annotation, cellular component: membrane. Gene Ontology annotation, molecular function: transmembrane transporter activity. Gene Ontology annotation, biological process: transmembrane transport. The record is from RefSeq and is a predicted model, not a curated record.
AUGGCACAAAUCGGGAUGGUAUCGACGGGGACACACCCAAACCACCCAACCCCUGCUGAGCUGGAGAAGGGAGACAAUGUGCUUUUUGAGGAGGCCAAUGGAAGCGACCGAUCUACAGACGGCGAGUUUACCUGGACAGCUGAGGAAGAGAAGAAGGUUCGACGUAAACUGGACCGCGUGAUUGUGCCACUCACGACCUUUCUUUACCUGCUCUGUUUCCUCGAUCGUGUUAAUGUUGGAAACGCGCGUAUCCAGGGUAUGGGAGAGGAAUUGGGUCUCAACACAGGUGUCCGUUUCAACUGGGUUACCUCGAUCUUCUACAUUGUCUACAUGUUCGUCGAAGUACCGAGCAACAUCCUUCUCAAGAGACUUGGCCCGAAAUACUACUUGCCACUUCUCGUCUGUGGCUUUGGUUUGGUCUCACUAUGCAGCGCCUUUGUGAGCAGCUUCGCAGGUCUGUUGGUUGCAAGGGCCUUCUUAGGUGUGUUUGAAGGUGGUGUGAUGCCGGGAUUGGCAUUCUUCAUCACAUGUUUCUACAAGCGCAACGAACUUUUGUUCCGCAUUGGUAUCUACGUAUCCGCGGCCUCAAUGGCUGGAGCUUUUGGUGGACUGCUCGCUACUGCUCUCGCUCGUAUUCCACCAUGGGGAGCUUCGACUAUGAUUCUCCAUACCUGGCGUAACAUUUUCUUCUUUGAGGGACUUUUUACCGUCAUUGUCGGCCUUGCUGCUCCCUUUCUUAUGCCCCGUAGCCCAGAAGAAUGCUGGUUCUUGAACGAGCGCGAACGAAUGAUUGCCACACAGAGACUGGUGCUGAAAGGAGGAGCUGAUGAGAACGAAAAGACUGAAGUACACCACGUCAAGCGGGCCGUGAUGAACAUCACAAACUACUUCUGUGCCUUUGGUUUCUUCUUCAUCAACAUCACUGUACAGGGUAUCUCACUGUUCAUGCCCACUAUCCUCAGGGAUCUCGGAUGGACGGCCACCAAGGCACAACUCUACUCAGUACCACCCUAUGUAUGUGCUUGCUUGAUCGCUAUCGCAAUAGCUUUCGCAUCAGACAAGACGAACCGCCGUGGUGUCUACCUCGCUGUCUUCACGCUCCCCGCUAUUGCGGGCUUCUCGAUCAUGCGAUGGGCGACCGACCCUAACGUCCGAUACGGCGGUAUCUUCUUGAUCACCAUUGGUGCAUUUCCCGGAGGUCCUGGUUUCCUUGCGUGGGCGGCGAACAAUGCGGCCGGCCCUGCUAUCCGCUCCGUCUCGACUGCUUACGUUGUCACGCUGGGUACCGCUGGAGGUAUUCUCGCGACUUGGACCUACACAAGUGCUGACGCGCCACGAUACCCAAUCGGCCACACCAUCAACUUGGUUGGUCAGUGUUGCGUCUGUAUUCUCGCCAUAUUCGGUAUCUGCUACUGCAAGUGGGAGAACAAGCAGCGUGAUAUGGGCAAGCGAGACCACCGCUUGGUCGGCAAGACCGCUGCUCAGAUCAAGGAUCUCGGAUACAGACACCCUGAGUUCCGCUACAUGCACUAG